AAAGCAUCAGUAAUCGGAGCUCAGUCUGUUGAAGUGGCCGGCUUUUGAACCAUGCCCCAGCUCAAGCCCCGGGACAGCUGAGUCCACAGAGAGGGGAACAUCUUUGGGAAAAAGGGCCUUGACGAAAGAGCCUGUACUUUUGAUAUUCAGCAGCAGGAGAGACAGAGCGAGUGGAGGGGAGAACCUCAGAAGACUGGGGCAAGGAGAGAGAGAGAGACCGGGGGACAGAGAGAUGAGUCCUGGGCAGUGCAGCUCGGUGAAGACGCAAUACAACACACAGGUGAAACCAUAACUGAAGGACCCCCCCCUCCCCCCAACCACUGGUAACAAAAAGGAAGGCCUGGAGGGACUUGGAGGGAGCAUCAGUAGCUGUCCAUCUAUUCAUCUAAGCCUCCAGCAACAAUGCAGGGGCUGGUGUGGAGCCUGUGUGUCGUGUUCUGCCUCUCUCUCUGGGAGGAAAGUUACUGCAGGAGUUCCAGGGAAGCCCGGAGGACCAAAGAGCUUUCUCUCCACAGGAGUAAAAGAGCUCCCCAGGAUCCUGAUGCCAAAAAGUGCUCCUACACCUUCCUUGUACCCGAGCAGAAAAUCACAGGUCCAAUCUGUGCCAGCACCACAGGCCCAGAACCAGACAAGGACAGAGUGACCCGUAUGGACAUUGCCGAUGUGCGGGAGGUGCUCAACAAACAGCGACGUGAGAUUGAGACACUGCAGCUGGUGGUGGAUGUGGAUGGUAACUUGGUGAAUGAGAUGAAGCUGCUGCGCAAAGAGAGCAGGAACAUGAACUCCAGGGUGACCCAACUCUACAUGCAGCUGCUGCAUGAGAUCAUCAGGAAAAGAGACAACUCUCUAGAGCUGGCCCAGCUGGAGAACCGCGUCCUCAACGUGACCUCGGAAAUGAUGCGACUGGCUUCAAGAUACAAGGAGCUGGAGGCCCGGUUCGCCACGAUGGCUGCAGUGGUCAACAACCAGUCCAUUCUCAUCACUGAACUGGAGGACCAGUGCCUGAGGACGCUGGGACGCAGUGAGCUGCCCGUGGUACCUCCACUGGUACAGGUGGUGCCGCAGAACCUUCCAGUUAAUAAUCGUUUCACCAAUGAGAUACAGAGGGACAAUAACAAGCGGGCCUUUCCCCGUGGAUCACGAAUGGAAUCUCCUACUGCAAGCCCUUUUGUGAACAACCCUCCACCACAGGGAACACUCACAUCAGAUGGUCCCUUCAAGGACUGUUUCCAGGUGCGUCAGGCGGGACACACCACCAGCGGGAUGUACCUGCUUAAGGCAGACGGCAGCGACAGGCUGAUUCAAGUCUGGUGUGAACAUGGCCUUGACAAUGGCGGAUGGACCGUGUUGCAAAGGAGGAGAGAUGGUUCUGUCAACUUUUUCCGGAAUUGGGAGAACUACAAGAGAGGCUUUGGCAACAUAGACGGUGAACACUGGCUUGGACUGGACAAUAUCUACAAAUUGGGGAAACAGGGCGACUAUAAGCUGAUGAUAGAGCUGGAGGACUGGACAGGGAAGAAGGUGUACGCGGAAUACAGCAGCUUCCACCUGGAGUCAGAGAGCGAGGGUUAUAGGCUGAGGCUUGGCACCUACCAGGGCAACGCGGGGGACUCCUUCAGCAGUCACAACGGCAAACAGUUCACCACACUUGAUCGUGACAAGGAUGCAUUUUCAGGCAACUGCGCUCACUUCCAUAAGGGAGGCUGGUGGUACAAUGCCUGUGGCCAGACCAACCUGAACGGCGUGUGGUACAGCGGGGGAGUUUACCGCAGCAAAUUUCAGGAUGGAAUUUUCUGGGCAGAAUACGGGGGAGGAUUCUACUCCCUCAAGUCCGUACGCCUCAUGAUUCGACCGAUCGACUGAAACCUCAGACUUUUCUGUUCAAAUGCUCCACAGUCUCCAGCCUCAUCUUUAUCUGCCCAUGAACAAAUUCUGUAAAAGCAGAACGGGACUGGAGGACGAGACUGUGGCAUCUGUUCAUAGGCAGACAAUAAUGACUCGGUCGGAAGUGACUUAGUUGACGCAGAGACACGGAGAUGAAGACAGCUGCCAUCGCCCCCUCUACAAGUAACCGCUUUCCUCCACCUUUCAGUCCGGACACUCAUGGUUCAUGAAUCUCCCUGAGAGAUAUUACUCAGUAUUACUCUCAAGUGUUCUGAUUUGCUCACUCCUGUUGAAACUCGGUAUGUAAUAAAGGGAAAUGGUCAUUUACUAAAGA
Molecule: messenger RNA, 2218 nt
Organism: Scophthalmus maximus (turbot)
Lineage: Eukaryota; Metazoa; Chordata; Actinopteri; Pleuronectiformes; Scophthalmidae
Gene: angptl1a
Product: angiopoietin-like 1a
Exons: 6
Coding region: 403-1863 (486 amino acids)
Biological process (GO): cell surface receptor protein tyrosine kinase signaling pathway
Source: RefSeq, a predicted model, not a curated record